This is a messenger RNA of Eremothecium gossypii ATCC 10895, 528 nucleotides long. It is a transcript of the gene BUD20, whose product is annotated as Bud20p. The coding region runs from base 1 to 528 and encodes 175 amino acids. The transcript has a single exon. Lineage: Eukaryota; Fungi; Ascomycota; Saccharomycetes; Saccharomycetales; Saccharomycetaceae. Gene Ontology annotation, molecular function: nucleic acid binding; zinc ion binding. The record is from RefSeq and is marked provisional.
AUGCCUAGGCAGUACUCCAAGGACGCCAGGACCAGGAACGGAGAGAUGGGGCGUUACUCAGUUAAGCGGUACAAGACCAAGCGGCGGACGAAGGACCUCGACCUGAUCUUUGAGGAUCUUGCGUCGGAGCAGCGCGUAAAUGCCCUGCUGAAGCAGCCGCUCGACGAGACGAAGCCGGGGUUGGGCCAGCACUACUGCAUACACUGCGCCAAGUAUUUCGAGACGCCUGCGGCGCUGAAGACACACCUGAAGGGCAAGGUGCACAAGCGUCGGGUCAAGGAGCUGCGCGGCGUGCCGUACACGCAGGAAGUGGCCAACGCGGCCGCCGGAACGGACGUGGGCCGUUUUAUGGCGCGGGUGGAGCAGAUCAAGACGAGCGUGGGACCACAGAAGGAGCGCAACGAGGCGGCACUAGCAGCGCAGCUAGAGACAGCUCUGGAGAACGCCGCGACGCGCGAGGCGCCGCUGCCGCACUGCGCAAGCGCGGAGGCAGGCUUCAUGGCGGAUGGGGAGGUGGAAAUGAACUAG